CAUGAAGGGCUUUUUAGCUCUUAUUUUUUUACUUUUAAUUUGCGUCGAUUUUACUAAAUCUGCUUCUUGUGUUGCUUCAGCAAACAAGCUUACUGUAAAUUAUGGAACAUCCUGUGAUUUGAUUAGUUCUUUGACUGGUUUGGAUGAAGUUAGUAUAAGUGGUACAGUUUAUGUGAAGGGGUCGCCUGGAUCUACACCCCCUUCACUGGAAGCCACUAAUAUCUAUGUAUACGCUACGGGUAGAAUAUUAGCAGAUGGAUACGGAUAUGGGCCUAUGGAUGGGCCAGGGAAAGGGUCUUCCGGAGGGUCAGGAGGUUCUUAUGGUGGACGUGGUGGCAUGAAAACUGGUAUAUAUCUAAAGUCCAACGAAGCUGUAGCAUAUGGUGGCAUCGAAAAACCAAGUGACUUUGGAAGUGGAGGUGGUUGUUCUACCGGUGGCAAAGGAGGCGGUGUUAUUACAUUGAAAGCUACAGAUGACGUCAGGGUUGAUGGAUUGGUAUCUGCUAAUGGUAACGCUGACGGUAGUAACUGUGGUGGUGGCAGCGGUGGAAGUAUUUACAUAGACACAGAUUAUUUUAAAGGAAGUGGAAUGGUUACAGCACGUGGUGGAACAGGAAGCGGGACGGGCGGAGGAGGCGGAGGUGGACGUAUUUCUAUUGUUCACAGAGUUUCAGCAACAUUUAGUGGUGACAUAUUUGCAGAUGGUGGAGAAUGUUCCACUGAUGUAAAUCAACUAACACUGCAGUCCACCACAGCUUCAUCAGCAAGGCAUGCAGCUGCUUCCUACGGUGACAUGACAAAAAGUUCAACUAUUUCCUGGCGGGCAUAUUAUUUCAACACAGACCAGUGGUUACAAGCUUCAUUAUCUUCACCCAAAUGGAUUACUCGAGUCGCCACUAGAGGACAUCAGUCCUAUAAUAUGUGGAUUAAGACGUUUAAAAUCCAAUAUUACAACGACACAAGUUCAGCAUGGGUAUGAAACAAGUGAACUUCGAUAAAGAUUUAGUCUUAUAUAGAAUAUCAUAUUUUAAAUAAAGAAGUGGUCUUAGAAUAUCCUAUUUCAAAUUUCUCAGUUUAACAUAUUCCGGUGAAAUCUAUGGGGAAAAAAUAGAAAGAGAGAAAAAACAAACACAAAAACAAAUCAAACAUAAUUUCAUUUUUUUUAUGAUACGAAAACCAAUAAUCAUAUUCAACAUUAGUCCAUGUUGGUUUCGUUUUG
Molecule: messenger RNA, 1219 nt
Organism: Mytilus californianus (California mussel)
Lineage: Eukaryota; Metazoa; Mollusca; Bivalvia; Mytilida; Mytilidae
Exons: 3
Coding region: 2-979 (325 amino acids)
Source: RefSeq, a predicted model, not a curated record